UCCCUUCCCGCUCUCUCCUCUCUGCCCCCUUCUUCCUCCCUUUCACCUCAUUUCCUCCGUCGCUGCCGUCCUGCCAAAUCAAGCCAGGCAAAUCUACCUCGAUCGACGACUCUCCAGAGCAUCCUCCAAGUGAUCUGACCAAUCCCAAGCCGACAGCAUCCUGAGGCCAUACCCUAUUGCACCAAUUCGGUUACACACCUCCUCCUCCUGCCCAGGUGUUCACGCAACCCUACUUAGCAUUGCUUCUCAUACUCUUAUCACCCAUAAUCGUACUUCUGUUACUGCUCUUCGGGUUCCCUACGUGACCUCAAAUGUCGCGGUAGUAUCUUGUUCGGCUCCCCUGGUACACCAAGCCUGCUGCAAUUUGCCCUGGCCACAUUGACAAGUAACCAAGUUUACCUGGCCUCUUGACCUAAGUCCGCCUAUUGUGCCUGGGACCCCGAUAAGUUUUGGUUAUUCCCAAUAUCGGCAGCAAACAUGGAUGAAUACACAGAGAGCCAGAUGGAAAGCGACGAUGUCUUUCCCUGCAAGGGCUGUGGUGAGAUCCUCGAGGAGGGUAAAGCGUUUGAACUAGCUGGGAAUCGAUGGCACCUUAACUGCUUCCGGUGUAAUAACUGCGGCACCCUGCUCGACUCGGAUGCGAACCUUUUACUUCUCGGUGACGGUUCGCUGAUAUGCAACAACUGCACAUAUAGCUGCAGCGCCUGCGGCGAUAAGAUCGAAGACCUGGCCAUUCUCACCGGUGACCAGGCGUUUUGCGCCACCUGUUUUCGAUGUAGGAACUGCAAGCGGAAGAUCGAAAACCUCAGAUACGCUAGGACAUCUCAAGGGAUAUUUUGCAUGAGCUGUCACGAGUCGCUGAUGGCGAGGCGGAGGAAGAAGUCAAAGGCUGCUGCCCAAGCAAAGGCACGCGAGAAAGACGGUUCGCCCCUAAUAGUCGACAAGUCCCUUCCGGCCCUCCCUCCCAACGCGAUUCCUCCCAACGCCUUUUCCAACGAUAGAGUCGACCCCGAAUCAGACACGCCCACCGAGCUCUCUCCGCGACCACGACCGACCUACCCUCGGAACGACUCGUCGAGAAGCAGCUCGAGACCAGCUAGAUCUCCCGAGCGGACGGUGGAUCAUACUGGGGGAGACGCGGGCCUGCCUUUACCUCCCCGCAAUUAUCGUCACAAUCGAAACUCGGCGAUAUUUUCGAGCAGCGAUGCCAACAACAAUGCCGAUGAUCAGAGUUUCUUCAUUCCAGUUGCCCUCGAUCCAAGCCCGGUGCCGUUGUCGACUCCUAGGUCAACCUCAGAAGCUCUCAUCGAGGCUACUAAAAAGACGAAGGAUAAUAAAGAGUACAUUGGCCUUCCGUCCAAACCUACCCCCGAUCGGAGAGUUGACUCCCAGUCAUCCACUCCGCACAUCGCCUUCCAAGAGAAGGGAAGAGAGCCUUCGCUCGAUUACGAUAACCUGCCGCCGAAGGAUCUGAACCGGAAACUGUCCAAAUCUUCGAGAAGCGAGAAGAAUAAUUCUUCCAAGGCGUCGCCCGCUCUGCCAGAUGACCGGUCCCAGAAAGUGGCAAAUGGAAGACCACAUCCCGCAGAUGACUUCAAGUUGCAGGAAGCACCGAAGAGUAAAAAGUCAAAUGCACAGACAAGUCCUCAGUCCACCACAAGCCAAGAUAAUAUCAGUUCAAGGGGCAGAAGCAGCAGCUCCGUUAUGAAGGACAAAGAUGGAUUUCCGAACCCACCUCUAUCCGAUUCGCCCCAACUGUUACAGGCAGGCGACAAGACAGGCACUCCGCGCAGUUCACAAGACUCUCGCCCCAAAGACGAUGAUGAGGUCCGAUCCAACGAUUCCUUAGUCACCUCGGUCAGCAACAGUACGAAGCCCAUUGCGAGAAAGGAGCUUCCAACUCCCGCCCCUAGAAAUGUCAAUGGUACAGCUUCCAAAUCAGCCGACCAAAGGCCCAAUGACCCAUACAUGACUCCCAGGGCGCCACCCGCUCCCCCGGUACCCCCUGCGGGCCAGGAGUCAGGCGAAAAUAAGACCUCGCCUAAACUACCGAGAUGGAGUUCGGGUGGUGAAUUUUGCAUGGAUGAGGACAUGGCGCGGAUUCUGGGAACGGAUGAAACCUCCUCUUCCAUCCUCCGCCGCGUUUCCAACGUGGUGCGUCAUGGCCGAACCAACAGUACGGAAUCGAGCAACGCUCCCCGAACGGGUCACACUCGCAGCGCCAGCGAGACAACACGGACAACUACUUCGCCGCGCUGGCCAAAAACGCCAAUUGCGGAGGAUACAAGCAACGGCGUUCAUGACCUCACUAGCCCCUUGUCAAUUACUUCCACCGAUGAUCCUAUUCUCCUUAAACGGCGGCUGAGGAGUUCCGAGCAGAGGGUGGCAGAAUUGGAGCGCCAAUUCAACAACGAAAAGGAUCUAAAGACCCUCAACCAGAAGCUGGAGGAAAAGCGCAAGACAGUGUCCGUCCUCGACACGCAAACUGAAAUGAUGAUCCGCCAGUUAGAGCUGUUAGCUGGGUGCGUGGAGAGAGCUCGGGAAACUAAGCAGCCCAUCGACCCUCGUGAGCUUGAAGAGUCUGCCCUGAAAGACUUUGUCCAGAAGCUUGAGAAGCUUAAGCAAUCCAUGUCGGCUAGCCUGGAACAGCUUCAUACGGAACGAGACCAGCUCGUCGACGAGAAAAAUAGGGCGAUACUAGAAAGAGAUCGUGCCCGGGCGGAAUUUGAACAGCUAGUCUCGAAGAAUGCCCAGUUGGCCGAUUUGAACAAUGAUCUCACGAACCAGAUCCAGGGCAGGUUCAAGAAUCACUCAGAUCCCAAGUCCCCUCCGAAUGGUCUCGGAAUCUACAGUCAGCAUAAGGGCACAUCGAACAAUUCGGUUAGCUUGGACAACUCCAGCAUCCAGACGGGUACCACGCUUCUUUCCGGCGACCAGGAAGAGCCUAUACUCGAGGCUGGCCCGACUCUAGUGAAGAUAGGAAAAGGCCAAGUCAAGAAAUUCAACUGGAAGAAGGGAUCGAAAGCCGUGGCUCAGAAUAUUGCCAAGGGAGUGAAUCGCACGGUGGUGGCGUUCCAGCAACCCGACCGUGAGCGCCACCCACUGGGCAUGGCAGGCGAGAAUAUCGGCCUCCCCUACAACAUGACAGUCGCUCCCGUAGAGUCGCCAGUUUCUCAUAUGACGCCGAAUGGCCAAAACCGGCAACUCGCAGAUCCCGGCCGCCAAGGCUUUUUCGGUUUCAAGAAGGCGAACACGAUGCCGAAGAGCGCCGCGUCGAUGAACCUGUCCGCCCAGGUCGUCGCGGAGGCGCCUUCAGUUCUCUUCGGGUCCGACCUAUCGGAGAGGGCUGAUUAUGAACGCCGCCAGAUCCCCUGUGUCGUAACCCGAUGUAUCGAAGAAGUCGAACUGAGAGGUAUGGAUGUCGAGGGUAUAUAUCGCAAGACCGGCGGAAACUCUCAAACCAAGGCCAUCCAGGAGGGCUUCGAUAAGAACGAGAAUUUCGACAUUUCGGAUCCGGACAUAGAUAUCACCGCCGUGACAAGCGUGCUGAAGCAGUACUUCAGAAAGCUGCCCACGCCGUUGCUAACGUAUGAUAUCUAUGACCGUAUCCUCGAGACACACACAAUCUCGAACGAUGCGGACAAGUGCACGCACUUGCAGAGUGUCGUCAAGCAGCUUCCGCAGCAGCACAAGGACUGUCUCGAGUUCCUCAUGUUCCACCUUCAUCGUGUUGCCGAGCGCGAGCGUGAGAAUCUUAUGACACCUAAGAAUCUUGCCGUGGUCUUUGCCCCGACCAUCAUGAGAGAUACCGACAUCGAGCGAGAGAUGACGGAUAUGCACGCGAAGAAUAUCGCGGUGCAGUUUAUGAUCGAGAACACUCACAACAUCUUCUCUUCUUAGUUGCCGAGUCCUCUACCUCGCCACUUAGGCCUUGUACAUAUUUAGCCUAGCGAGAGGCGUUUAUUCGUCAGGCAUUUGAGGAGGAGAUGAGGAGGCUAGCGAUAAUUCCCAUUACCACCAUCAUCGAGGCGCAGGGCCGGAGUUCUAGAGAGAUGACGACCACAGGAUCGGCUGGGAUCGUUGCAUCUUCGCAUUCAACGAAAAAGGGGCACUUCCGGGUCAGUCAUUGGAUUUUGUGCAGCCUUCUAUUCAAGGGGGUGUCCCGGCAGUGCUUUUUCCGUCUUGACGGUAGGAAAUUUAAUGAUAUCCAUAGGAGCAUCGCGAUUUCGUCUUUUGGCGGGUAGGAAGGG
Molecule: messenger RNA, 4250 nt
Organism: Durotheca rogersii
Lineage: Eukaryota; Fungi; Ascomycota; Sordariomycetes; Xylariales; Xylariaceae
Product: RhoGAP-domain-containing protein
Exons: 6
Coding region: 478-3900 (1140 amino acids)
Biological process (GO): signal transduction; regulation of GTPase activity
Cellular component (GO): cytoplasm
Source: RefSeq, a predicted model, not a curated record